Molecule: messenger RNA, 1530 nt
Organism: Paraphaeosphaeria sporulosa
Lineage: Eukaryota; Fungi; Ascomycota; Dothideomycetes; Pleosporales; Didymosphaeriaceae
Exons: 2
Coding region: 1-1530 (509 amino acids)
Source: RefSeq, a predicted model, not a curated record
AUGAAGAAGAAGGCAAAGGUCGUUCCUCCGUGCUCGCAUGCCGAGUUUGAGUCGCUGCCGGAACCAUUGAGACGAAAGUACUUUAGCUCGCUGGAGCGGCUGCGCAUUGCUGAAGAGCACGCCCUGCACGAGCAGCAAGGGGAGCACAAGCACCAGUACCACCCGUUUCAAGCGCGGCCGUCCCGCUCGAGGUCCACUGCCAUCCAUCGUUCGAUACUUCCGCUAGGAUCGUCACGUCGCCGACUUGCACGAGCCGAAAGCCUAAAGCACGACCAUUACGUCGCGCAGGCCGACGCCUCGUUCUUCUUGUCGCUGCCGCCAAAAGUCCAGCGCAGCGCCUUUUCUCGCGAGGAGCAAACCAUCUUGGUCGGACGCUGCGAGAUCCCCCCUUCCACGACCGGAUCGCCCUUGCCUCCCGCCCGCCGCACGCACCUGCACUACGACGAGGAGCAGCGCUUCAGCGACUUCCACUUUGGCUUCAACAACGACGGCAGCGACGACCACGCCCUCGCCCGCGACCACGACCACAACCAUUACGGCGCCGCUCUCCACCGAGGUCGCUCCCUCCGGCGGCGGUCCAGCGUGUCGUCGGCCGACAUCUCCCCCACCCGCGGCUCGCCCUACAGCCCAGCACAAGAGCUGGACGCAGACACGGAAGGCAGCCUGCUGUAUCUCGACACCAUGAGCCCUGUGGCCUCGCAUCCCUCGCGCGCCAGCUUCAGGCGCACCCUGUCGCUCACCAACAUCCCCCUCCGCAGCUCCAUCUCGUCUGCACCCCUCGCUCCGGAACCCCUCUCCGCCCGUGGCACCGCGCCCUGGCAUCAAAGGGCCCACUCGCAGUCCGUGUCCGGCAGGCGCUCCUCGCACACUCCACAGGCCCCCGUCUUCGACCCCGAAGCUACCCACUACCGGGAUGCGGAGACACGCAAGAAGCUGCAGUUCCUUGCUUCCCCGCAGAAGUUUGACGAGGCCGUCGAGUUUGGGUUCCCCUCCAGCGGCGACGACACCAUGCCGCCCCGCUACCAGCUCCCUCCCAUCAGCACCGACGCCCGCAAUUUCAGCCGCGACGUGCAGAGCUUUCUCAAGGACGACCGCAUGUCGUUCUUGGACGACCACGAGGAAGAGGAUAACAAAGGUCUGGAGUCGGACGCUGAGUCUGUUGCCGACUUUGAGUCCCCUGUCACGCCCUCGAGCGUUGGCCAUUCAUUUCGAUACCACCGCAAACAGUCCUCCAACUUCUCCUCGUCUAUCGACUCCAAUGGCGUGCCCCUGAUCCACCCAGUCACUGGCCGUCUGAAUCGCGAGAUGACGCUGCGGAUGACUCUCACUCGGCCGGACCUGCGCGCGGAUGAGGAGCAGCUUUACGGCUGGCAAGGGCAGAAGCACACCAAGGAUGAUCCGUUUGCUCUUGAGGACCUUCCGCUCUCGGACGAUAUGAACGGAACUAAGGGUCCUUUCUACGUCAAGCCGAAGCCUCACGGCAACCUUGUCAGCCGACUCUUCAAGCGCAGCAGUAAGAAGGGACGAUGA